AUGGUUUCAAAAACCAAGCGAGUUGCUACUGCAGCAGCAAGAAAGGCGGCUGCACGCAUGCGUGCGACCGCGGAAAGUGCCUCUCACGCCUCAGCAGCAGGUGAUUCGUCGCCUGUUGUUCUGAUUCCUCCACGUGGUGAGUCACUACGUGCGACAGGUACAUCCGCUGCUUCUGCAGCGGGUACCACGAGUCGUAAUCAAGACGAGUCUGAGAUAGAGCUCAUCUAUUCUGGCGAGUCGGAUGAUGUAUCCGACUCGAAGGCGACACCUCACGCCUCGGGAUCACCCGAGGCGGACACUGCAAGAGCCAGGCUGACUGGCUCUGGUCAGCGCGGCAGCAUCAUGACCAAGAUCUUUGGAUCGAGCGAUUAUUCCGACGGAUCUCAGCCUCACGCAAGUCCAUCCAACGAUAGGACGCGUGCGGAUGGUGGUGAUGCACCUAUACAUCCUUGCGAGCAACGUAACUUUAGGGAUCGGGGUGUCACUGGUGUCAGCGCUCACGCUGGCACCAAUCAAGAGGCCAGGGACCGAAACAUCUUGCGCCACGCUCCUCAAGUAGAGGUUUCGUGGAUGCCGUCAUCCAGAGAGUUGGACCGGUUGGCCGACAUGAAUACCGAACGCGAUCGAAUCCCGUUGUUCGAUUGCAAAACGAUUUGCCCACCUAAUUCCAGCACGGAAACUAUCCGUGCUGAGGAAGAGUUCUUCACCGAUGCGUUCUUCAAACAUCGGUGGUACAAUGGUAGCCGUGUCCGAGACGGCAGAGCCUUGGUGCAGGGAUGGAAUGCCCUCAUCCAUAACAUCGAAUGCAUUGGCCGUGAGGACAGGCUCGCCAAACUUGAUGCAGCUCGCAUCAGGUAUGAGAAACGCAACCCCGUCGGGGCGCAAUUCAAGUUGCACCGUCUUUCAAGAGAGGCAAAAUUACCCUGUCUCUCGUGGGGUGAUUCGCGUCCAGGUUGCCUGGACAAUUUGAACCGUGCCCCUAGGGAGGCUUACCUCCUCAAUGAUCCCUACUGGAGGGCGCGCAUCUCUUCCGAGAUGGCCAAAGGCAUCGACACUUUGCAAUCACUGUACUCGCGUUCGGAGAGGUCGUUUUCCGACGGACCUUCUUCAAACGCAGCGGGUGGGUCUCUUCAUAUUGCUCGACGAGACCAAGGACAUCAACAAUCAGCUGGGCACGAGGCUCCCAGAUGUCCCACGCCGGUGGAUAGCCAUGCCAGCGGACGAGGUAACUCGUCCGGACGCCAUUCACAUCGCGGUGGUUCAAAGGAAGCGUUGAUCACCGCUUGA
This is a messenger RNA of Peronospora matthiolae, 1287 nucleotides long. NCBI's taxonomy places the organism in Eukaryota, Oomycota, Peronosporomycetes, Peronosporales, Peronosporaceae. The record is from the annotation of a GenBank genome assembly.